This is a messenger RNA of Apaloderma vittatum (bar-tailed trogon), 905 nucleotides long. RefSeq names its product stomatin (EPB72)-like 2 (gene STOML2). The transcript is spliced from 8 exons. The annotation marks the transcript as partial. Lineage: Eukaryota; Metazoa; Chordata; Aves; Trogoniformes; Trogonidae. The record is from RefSeq and is a predicted model, not a curated record. Gene Ontology annotation, cellular component: membrane.
CUCCCAGCAGCUGAAGCGUGCAGCAUGGGCGGCCCCGGCACCACACCGCUUGAACUCCGGCCUGCCCAUGAAUAUCGGGGUGCUCUUUGUGCCGCAGCAGGAGGCGUGGGUGGUGGAGAGGAUGGGCAAGUUCCACCGAAUCCUUGAGCCUGGUUUGAACUUCCUCAUCCCUCUGCUGGAUCGAAUUCGUUACGUACAGAGUCUCAAAGAAAUUGUCAUUAAUGUCCCAGAGCAGUCAGCGGUCACCCUAGAUAACGUCACCCUGCAGAUCGAUGGUGUGCUUUACCUGCGGGUUAUGGACCCCUACAAGGCCAGCUAUGGGGUGGAAGAUCCUGAGUAUGCGGUGACUCAGCUGGCCCAGACCACCAUGAGAUCUGAACUUGGCAAGCUGUCACUUGACAGGGUCUUCCGGGAGCGGGAGUCCCUCAACGCCAACAUUGUGGAUGCUAUCAACCAGGCUUCAGACUGCUGGGGCAUUCGAUGUCUGCGCUACGAAAUCAAGGACAUCCACGUACCCCCACGUGUGAAGGAAUCCAUGCAGAUGCAGGUGGAGGCAGAGCGACGGAAGCGGGCGACAGUGCUGGAGUCAGAGGGGACGCGAGAGUCGGCUAUCAACGUGGCCGAGGGGCAGAAACAGGCCCAGAUCCUGGCAUCGGAAGCUGAGAAGGCUGAACAAAUCAACAAAGCUGCUGGAGAAGCCAACGCCAUGCUGGUCAAGGCCAGGGCCAAGGCGGAGGCCAUUCAGCUCCUGGCAGCUGCUUUGGCACAGCAGCACGGCAAUGCUGCUGCAUCUCUCUCCGUGGCAGAGCAGUAUGUGAACGCCUUCUCCAAGCUUGCCAAAGACUCCAACACUGUCCUGCUGCCCGCCAACACUGGUGACAUCACCAACAUGGUUGCACAGGUCA